AUGGACAAAAUUCUCCGUCCGCAUGCUGCAUAUGCUGCGGCCUAUCUGGAUGACAUUAUCAUCUAUAGCAAUGACUGGCAGCAUCAUAUGCAGCACUUGCGGGCUGUCCUGAGUUCGCUGAGAGGGGCUGGACUAACGGCCAACCCGAAGAAGUGUCCGGUUGGGCCUGUUUAUCCCGAGGUUUACCGCAGUCCGCCGUAUCCAGAUCCACCUGCGCCUGGACGCAACGACAACACAGUCCUGAAAUACGGACGCAUCGGACAGGGGGCUUGGAGCGGUCCUGUCCCAGAAGAUAGAGGUAAUUGGUGUGGAGAGACCGGAUAUAAGCCGCUCUGGAAAGAGAACGGAAGAGAGAGAAGGACUGAGGACUCGUACAAUAUCGCUGGGGAAAGAGAUGAAGAGAGUCCCUCGUCCCUGACUGACAUUAGUUUGGCCUGGCUGUGUCACAACGUGGAAGUGCUUUGUGUUGAACAAGACAAUGGAUCGCUGCAGCUCCGCCACUGUCCUUUAUUUCCUCAAGAGUUGGCUGAUCAGCUGCUGCACACGAUGGCUCAUGAGGGGGUCCUCAACGACAGAACCGUCGGCAUUUUCCAGAACCUGGAGCACCUGCGUCUGCGGCGAGCGCACAUCCAGUCCUCGCACCUCUCGGCCGAGGCCUUCAGACGGGCUCUCUGCCCUCACAAGCUUCAAGAACUGAAUGCUUCACAUAUACACAGUGACCUCACAAUCUCAGAUAUUCUCCACAGCAUUUCCUCCAGCAAAGCGUGCAGACAGGGCCUUCAGACACUGCUGAUGAAUGGCCUGCAUCUGUAUGGGGAAGCAGGUGAGGAGUCCCUGCAGGCCUCCUUCAGCACGCUGCGGGGCUUAAAGAAGCUCUCUCUGGCCUGGACGGACCUGGAGGACAGAGGUCUGGAGGAUAUCUGCACAAUGCCCAUGCUGGAGAGCUUGGAUAUCUCUGGUACUAACAUCACAGAUCUAAGACCUCUGUUGAACUGUGAGUCUCGGCUAAGGUCUCUAACUACGCAUGGGCUUCAGAAGUUAGAGAUGCCGACCUCCAGCCUCAUCUUAGUGCUCUCCAAGCUGCAGUUGCUGAGGCACCUGGACAUCUCUAAUGACAAGCUGGUAAUGGAUGGAGACAACUUAGUGCAGCAACUGCUCGAGCGCCCAGGGAUCCUUCUGCAUCUUGUGUCCCUGGAUGUGUCGGGCUGGAGAGGUGUAAGCGAUGCUACCGUCCAAGCCUUUGUGGAGGUGCGGCCUGGGAUGAGGUUCAUUGGGCUGCUGGCCACGGGUGCAGGUGGCUCUGAGCUGCUGUGUGGAGAUGGACACCUGAAGGUGGCUGGAGAGUCCAAUUUGACCCAACUGUGUGAAGCCUUGAGGAGAUACAGCGACCGAGAGAGUUUCAUGCGGGAGGUUCUUACACAUCUUUACAGUCACACCAACAACAUGGAAGGACCUCAGCCAAACAUAUUAAAGCUGGUAUUGGCUGGAAUGCAACACCACACCGAUUCUCUCCAUGUUCAGCUUGUGGCCACUGCAUGCGUGUUUAACCUGACCGUACAGGAGCUGGUGCUGGGAAUGUCCUUACACCUGGCGGGAACUGUAGUUCAACAGCUUCUCACAGCCAUGAAGAACUUCCCAAACCACGAGCAGUUGCAGAAGAAUUGCCUGCUUACCCUUUGCAGUGACCAUAUCUUACAGGUUGUCCCAUUUGACAGAUACGAAGCUGCUAAGCUGAUAAUGAUGUUGCUGGGGAAUCACGGAGAUCAGACGGUGCAAAGAAUGGCGGUGGCUGUAGUCUCCAUACUGGUGUCUAAGUUGAGUACAGAGGAGAUCUCAGAACUGGGUGCAGAGGCAUUUAUAAUGAAGCAGUUGCUGAGCAUCGUUCAACAGAAGGCCUCACUGGGUGUAGUGGAUUCAACUCUGAAGUUUGCAUUAAGUGCUUUGUGGAACUUGACAGAUGAGACACCCACUGCUUGUCGCCAUUUCAUUCAGUGCCAAGGACUGGAACUCUACAUGGAAUUGCUAGAGUCGUAUUAUUCCGAGUUCUCCAUCCAGCAGAAGCUCCUGGGCCUUUUGAAUAAUAUAGCAGAGGUGGAGGAGCUGCGGACGGAGCUGAUGGAUGAGGACCUGGUGGAGCACAUUCUCUCACUCUUAAUCAACCCAGAGAUGGAGGUGGAUGUCCGUUACUUUGCUGGAGGGAUCCUGGCACAUCUCACCUCAGUCAGGGGGCCUGAGUGGGGUCUGGAUGCUGAGCUGCACUGCACAGUGCAGGAGAAACUGCACUCCUCUAUCCUAUCAUGGAGUUCUCCUGACCAUGCAAUGGUUUCCUACCGGACGCUCCAGCCCUUCUACCCUUUGCUACACAUCUCUCAGUGUUCUGGUGUUCAGCUGUGGGCUCUCUGGGCCAUUCAAUUUGUCUGCUCUCAGAACGCCCCUCAGUACUGCAGUAUGCUCCAGACGGAGGGAGGAACAGACCUACUGAGAGUCCUGAGCACCCAUCCAGACACCCACAGUGACGUGAAGUGUCUGGUAGAAAACAUCCUUAAGAUCCUGGAGCGAAACCUUCAUUCCGCCAGCCCAGGUUCAAAAUGUGCUAACAUCUCUCUGCAAUGAACAUGUUCUGUUAAUGUUGUCAUUACUUGUGAUUUAAUCAUUUUAGGAAUAACUCUUUAAAUGUCUGUAUUGUCAGAAUUUAAAACACUCAUGUUAAUAC
Rhinichthys klamathensis goyatoka is the source of this 2713-nucleotide messenger RNA. RefSeq names its product zyg-11 family member, cell cycle regulator, like (gene zyg11l). Lineage: Eukaryota; Metazoa; Chordata; Actinopteri; Cypriniformes; Leuciscidae. Gene Ontology annotation, cellular component: Cul2-RING ubiquitin ligase complex. The transcript has 16 exons. The record is from RefSeq and is a predicted model, not a curated record. Bases 1 to 2613 code for a protein of 870 amino acids.